AUGGUGGAAAUAUUUCGUCGCUCAUAUGCUUCUACCGUACGCCCUGCGACUGCCCCAAGACCGAGUCCAAACGUCAAGCAUGUCCGAGAGAACGCCGAGCUCUAUGCUCAGAACUGUCGCGACAGGAACUAUCCAGCGCAUGCGGAGUACCCUUUCAAGAUACAGCAACUGUCUGAAGAACUCCGACAGAUUGAUAAACAACUUAUGCCCUUCCGUUCACGAAUAAAAGCCCUCGAGAGGACGAUUGGGAGACUACAAAAUCCGGCCACCGGCCCAGAAGAAAAAGAACAGGAGCCCGCCAUUCGCGCUGAAGCUCAGCAGCUCAAAAACGAAUCAGCGGCGCUGAUAACACGCAGAGAAUUAUGCGAUGAACAAAUACACGACCUCGCCCUCUCCCUUCCAAACCUUACCUCCCCCCAUACCCCCGUCGGCUUGGAGCCAGCCUUGGUUGAAUACCUCAAUUUCGACCCUCAAUCCCCGCCAGCAUGGGUCAGCAGCCCUGACCCAUUACGAUCUCAUGUGUCUAUUGGCACUGAUCUUGGUCUGAUCGACUUUACCAGCGCUGCAACCACCACGGGCUGGGGCUGGUACUUCCUCACCGGUGACGGCGCUCUUCUAGAACAAGCCCUAAUUCAAUACUCUUUGUCCGUUGCGCGCCGUCACGGCUGGACUCCCAUUUCUCCGCCCUCAAUCGUCUGGUCUUAUCUCACAGAAGCCUGCGGCUUUCAACCGCGCGACCAGAACAACGAGCAACAAAUAUGGGCCAUUGAGCAAGCUGAGAAGGACAAAGCAAAGCCUCCGCGGUCCCUCGCGGCUACAGCUGAGAUUCCUUUAGCUGCCAUGCAUGCCCGCAAUGAACUGGAUCCGGCUGCCCUGCCGAUUAAACUAGUGGGGCCCAGUCGCUGCUAUCGUGCCGAGGCAGGCUCUCGCGGCGUAGACACCAAGGGCCUGUACCGCGUCCACGAAUUUACCAAGGUUGAGAUGUUCGGCUGGGCUGACAGUUCCCCUACAUCGUCAUCACCAACCUCAGACGAUCUCUUCGAGGGUCUCCUGACAGUGCAAAAGGAGAUCUUGACCUCUCUCCAACUUCCUUGUCGCAUCCUGGAGAUGCCCACCUCAGACCUUGGAGCCAGCGCUACUCGGAAACGUGAUAUCGAGGCAUUGUUCCCGUCUCGUAUGCGUGGUAAUGGUCUUGAAGACGCCUGGGGGGAAGUUACUUCCGCUUCUAUCUGCACAGACUACCAAUCACGACGAUUGGGAACCCGCGUGCGCGGGGUUAAGAGCGUCUUCCCGCACACCGUCAAUGGAACCGCGGUGGCCGUGCCGCGAGUCCUGGCUGCUAUCCUGGAGAACGGGUGGGAUGCAGAACGAAAAGUAGUCGUCCUACCUGAAGUGCUGCGACCCUUCAUGGGAGGCGCAGAAGUUAUUGGAAAGUAA
Molecule: messenger RNA, 1437 nt
Organism: Aspergillus nidulans FGSC A4
Lineage: Eukaryota; Fungi; Ascomycota; Eurotiomycetes; Eurotiales; Aspergillaceae
Product: putative serine--tRNA ligase DIA4
Exons: 2
Coding region: 1-1437 (478 amino acids)
Biological process (GO): tRNA aminoacylation for protein translation; mitochondrial seryl-tRNA aminoacylation; seryl-tRNA aminoacylation
Cellular component (GO): mitochondrion
Molecular function (GO): aminoacyl-tRNA ligase activity; nucleotide binding; serine-tRNA ligase activity
Source: RefSeq, a predicted model, not a curated record